AACCGUGAGAACCUGACGAACCCGCAGGGAGGCACAUGCAUGGCCUAGUCACGCGAAAUCCCAGUUGUAUCGCCCCUACGCCUUUCUCUCCUCAUGAGUGUUCUGGCAGAAGGAAUAAUCCCCAGGUUUUGGCGUCACCACGUAUCAGCCGGUGACAGAUAUUUAAUAACACCCACGCCUACUCGUCCGUCUGUCUUGAGGCGGUCCUCCAUCGUGAAAACAGACUCUUCUCUUCCCUGUACAUACCCGAGCCAACAUAUCCUCGUAUUAAAAGCGAUGGCCACCAAGAAGCAGAAGAUCCCUAAAAGCAGUUGGGACUGUCACAAAAACACUAUACUCAGUCUUUAUCUUACAUCGGACCUAACUGUGGGUAAAUUGAUGCGUACUAUGCACGAAGAACACGCGUUCUCUGCUAGUGUCUCCCAGUUCGAGGCUCAGCUUAGGAUAUGGAAUGCCCGUAAGAAUCUGACAAGGGAGGAGUGGACAGUAGUCCUUGACCAAAUCGACAAUCUGGCAUCCCAAGGAUUACAAUCUCGCGUGGUCAUCUCUGGCCAUGCUGUACCGGCCACAAGAGUCGAUAGGGCAAGGCGUCACUGCAGAGCCAAGCCUCCAGGACCGCGGAAGCGCCGCCGAGAUGAGCCCGCUUCCGUUGGAUGCGCUACAGUGAGCCACGAUGUCAGCAAUGUCGUAAUUGAGACUCAGGACAGAGAUGGUCGAUGGUCUCCUUACGACGCUUCGGCUCGCGAACCCUCUAUCAGACAGCAGAUGGUGCCCGACCCAAUUGCCGAGCCCAUUAUACGAGAGCGGGACGGACAGAAUGAUCAAGACGGUAAUACUAUGCGGAUUUCUGAAGACGGUGUGCCCCAUCCGUUCCAGGAUACGAUUGCCGCGUUACCAAUUUCCCUUCCAUCCUGGACCCCCGACUUCACAGCCGAGACUUCGCUCUGGGUUGUCGAAGAUGACAUUCAGGCGGACUUUCCGAUAAUAAACUCCGGGGCUCCAAAUACAAGCCUUCUAACACAACAUGAACAUAAUUUAGAGAUCGCCUUUCCAGCAUAUGAAUUGGCGAGUCCGUCACAGUAUAGGAGUCUAUGCCUAAACCAUUUGCCAUUCGAGCAAUUUGAACGCGAAAUCGGACCGGGAUGUCUCGUACGAGCCAUUCAAACUUUCCCGACGCACAGCUACCGAUCCUUGUUUAAAGAUCAGUGGCUAACUACGCUAUUCCCGGUCGAAGCGACAGCAGCUCUGGCAGAGGUGGAUGGAAUCUCCGGCCGCCAACCUAUCUACCACGCGAGACUUACGCUCGAUAUGUUGAAUACAAUUCUCCCCAAACACCAGGACAACUACGAGGGCGGCGCAAUAACCCACACUUCCAGGGAAUUAGAGCUGCUCCGAGUGCUCCUGUUCUCGACAGCGAACGGAUUCGUGGGCAUGGGUGGUGUACCUAUCGGGAUCAUCAGCCGCAUUUUCAAGCAGAACACCAAUAUCAUGUCGCUGUUGGCACAGGUUUUCAAAGAAAAUCGAGGCCACGUCACGAAAAGCCUGGCGGAAAACUUGUUUCGGUCGGCAAUAGAGUCGGGCGACCAUGAAGUUGCCAGGUUCCUCCUCCAAACCGACCUGGUAGAUGUGAAUAAGACGGCUUGCUUUGGCGCGACUGGAGAGACGUGCACUCCCCUAGAACGGGCCGCCAUGCUUCGAAACCUCGGACUCAUGUCUGAGCUGUUAGGAUUCGAUCCAGACGCGAAUCUGUCGUCUCCCUCGAGAGGCCAAUACGACCGUGCGUUGAGAGAGCUAGUAUAUGGAAUAUGCCCCAACAAGGGAGGUGAACGCAAUCACAACAUGUUCACUCCCGAAUAUCUCGGCUUGGUGGACGCUCUACUCCAGGCAGGUGCCAGACCACGCCCAGAAAUAAUCAUCACAGCGCUUAAAAGGUUUGCCCGAAUGGACCUAGCUAAGAGGCUCAUAUUGCCGUAUCUGACCGGGGUUCACUUCUCGGAGACUCUAGCAGAACAAGGGUAUUAUGACCAUGAGACGGUCCUCGAUGCGAUCGUAAAAGAGUUUGGGGACGAGGAGGCAACAGAAAUCACAACUAAGAUCCUAUCCGGCUGCGAGCCGAGCACAUGUGAGAGAUGCGUGGGAAGCUUCAUGAAAACGAUAGGUGAGGCAGUAAUCUUGGCCGCUAGAAAAGGCCUUGUACGUUUCGUGCAGGCUUUCUUUCGAUAUGCGACGAACCCAACCUCAGUCUUGAGCGCGGCUAUUCAGAGUAGCAACGACGAGCUGAUCGAAUUUGUACUUUCCAAAAAGCCCGAUCUUGUCGCCGAUCCUGAGUACGUUAGUGGAAUGUCAUUCGGGUCGACACCAUUAUCCUCGGCCAUUCUCGCAAAGGACCCAGUGCUGAUCGCCAGGCUUGAGAGAGAGGGCGCGCUGAAAUGUAUUACAAGAGAUGACCAAUUCAAAUCAGCAAUUUGCGCCGCGUCUGAAGCAGGCAAUAUCGCAUACCUCCGGAAGCUGUGUUCUCUGGGCGGAAAUUCCAAACUAAAAUAUUUUAUCCCAGCGUUACACGUUGCUUUCAAGCACCAGCAAGAAGACGCCGUGCACCUGUUGGUUUCGACUGGGGCGGUGGGCGAGCCCACGUGGCUGUGGGUGGAAAGGUCUGUGUUGACCGACGUUUACAGGUGGCGCAACCCUCGAAUUCUGGCUUGCUUGCUGUCUGCUUUUCCCAGGCUAGCCUUUAAUAGCAUAUUAGACCCGAUGGAAUUGUCGCGACUCGAAAUUCUUUCUAUCAACACAGAAGGCCAUGACCGGGAAAUAUGUGACAGGCGCGAUCUGGCCACGUCUAGGGCACAUCUGACGAGGUAUCUCAUACUAGCAAUCCUAGAAGGCGACGACGAGAUAGCCCAUCGCCUUAUUGCAUCGGGCGCAGAUGUACUAGACGAGGGAGUACUCGUAAUGGCGGUGCGACACCCGAACAUACUACGAAUGCUCCUAGAGCACAUUCCACCAUUUAUCACCUGCAUGCCGCAAUUUGGAAUACUAGCGAUCAUGCAAUCGAUCGGCGGACCUGCCCGAGUCGCCAACAUCGAAGCCCUAGACAUCCUCCUUGCCUGCAGGCUAGUCGACCUCAAGUCUGCAAUCCCGUGGGCAACCCCACACUACCUCUCAGGCGAUUUCUCUGGAAAGACGCCGCUCUGGUGGGCAAUGGAAAAGGACAUAUUGGACUAUCCCCUCGAGUACCUUUUGACCAAGAAGCUCCUCGAAGCUGGUUGUGAUAUAAAUGCGAUCGCGAAGUCCGGUAGCGGAGAGAAGACCAGCGAGACACCGCUAUUAGCCGCCAUCGGGGCUAGAAAGCUCGACCUGGUCCAGCUUCUCAUCGAGCACGGCGCGGACGUGAACCGUGAACUUAGAUACACUGUAAGAAAAACUCCACUGCAGGCUGCUGCGGAACUAGGUUGCCUCAAUAUCGUCGAGCUGCUGCUUCAAUGCGGAGCAAAAGCCGACGCCGAGCCAGCUGAGUUCCACGGCGGCACGGCCUUGCAGUUCGCGGCUAAGGGUGGCAAUUGCAACAUCGCCAUGCUUCUGCUGGAAAACGGUGCGUCACUGUGCACGCCUCCCUCCACUUUUGGUGGAAGAUGGCCCCUCGAAUACGCCGCCGAGUUCGGCCGGCUGGAUAUGAUCCAGCUCCUCUGGAACGCGAGCGUCGUGGGCUUCCCAGCCGAGCAAUGUCGCAAAGCAAUGGAUCUUGCUGAAGAAAACGGUCAUGGGGCGUGUCGAGAUCUAGUCCGGGAGCUGGCUGUAUCGAGCGGGAUCAUGCCCGUGCUGGAAGACUCGACGACCCCAAAUUGGGGUCAACUUGAUAUCACGAAUAUGGCCUGCUGAUGGUCGUUUCAUUCAAACCGUCGAACGGAAUUGGACAAUAGUUUCACUGUGGUUUUUUCUCUUGUUGGGAUCAUCGACGACUUAAGGGAUGGAAUGACUUUCGUGUGGAGAAAGAUGGUCAUUAGAGUUGCCGGGGUUGCCAACCUGCAGCCUAUAACUACAUG
This is a messenger RNA of Durotheca rogersii, 4040 nucleotides long. Its product is annotated as ankyrin. The record is from RefSeq and is a predicted model, not a curated record. Lineage: Eukaryota; Fungi; Ascomycota; Sordariomycetes; Xylariales; Xylariaceae. Bases 94 to 3876 code for a protein of 1260 amino acids. Gene Ontology annotation, molecular function: protein binding. The transcript has 2 exons.